This is a messenger RNA of Triticum turgidum subsp. durum (durum wheat), 954 nucleotides long. Lineage: Eukaryota; Viridiplantae; Streptophyta; Magnoliopsida; Poales; Poaceae. The record is from the annotation of a GenBank genome assembly.
AUGCCUCCCAUGGGCAUGGCUUCCACUUCCCUUCUCGUCCCCACCUCCUUCACCCCGGCCGCCGUCGCCGCCACGGCUCGCCGCAGCUUCUUCAGCCACCGCCCCCCUUCCAGCCUCCCCGCGGUCCGCCUCCGCCUCCCCCGUACGUCCUCGCUCGUCGUCUCCGCCUCGGCUUCCCCGCCGCGGUCGCUCGACGCCCUCAUCUUCGACUGCGACGGCGUCAUACUGGAGUCGGAGCACCUCCACCGGCAGGCCUACAACGACGCCUUCGCGCACUUCGGGGUCCGCUGCCCGCCCGCGGCCGACGCGCCGCUGUACUGGGACGAGGCCUUCUAUGACGACCUCCAGAACCGCAUCGGCGGCGGGAAGCCCAAGAUGCGAUGGUACUUUGGAGAAAAUGGGUGGCCUUCUUCAAAGAUAUUGGAGACAGCACCUUCAAGCGACGAAGACAGGGAGAAGUUAGUUGACGUUAUUCAGGACUGGAAAACAGAGAGGUACAAAGCAAUAAUCAAAUCUGGAACUGUGGAGCCUAGACCUGGUGUUUUGCGGCUGAUGGAUGAAGUUAAGGGUGCGGGCAUCAAGCUUGCUGUUUGCUCUGCGGCAACUAAAAGUUCAGUGGUGUUGUGUCUUGAAAAUCUUCUUGGACUUGAAAGAUUCAAUGGUCUGGACUGCUUCCUCGCCGGCGAUGAUGUUAAAGUGAAAAAACCCGAUCCAUCGAUAUAUAUUACAGCAGCAAAGAAAUUAGGAUUAGAAAGCAAGAACUGCCUUGUGGUAGAAGACAGUGUCAUUGGACUACAAGCAGCAAAAGGAGCAGGGAUGUCAUGUAUAAUAACAUACACACCUUCAACUUCUAACCAAGAUUUCAAGGAUGCAAUUGCAACCUAUCCUGAUCUCAGUAAUGUGAGGCUUGAGGACCUGAAGCUACUGCUCCAAGAAUCUCUCGUCACUGGAUAG